AUGCCGCGCAGAGCUCAUAAAAAGUCCCGGAACGGUUGUCUGGAGUGCAAGCGCCGCCAUAUUAAAUGCAACGAGAACCGUCCAAUAUGUUCCAAUUGCACCGUCUCGGAGCGGGUGUGCGAGUAUGGAAUCAACGUGUUCAAGGUCAUACGGCCUGUAGACUCACCAAUUCACUCGGCGGCUUCUACGUCUCUCUCACCAGCGACCAACUUGCCAUCGGGCCGCUCCAGUCUCAGUCCGAAUCCAGGAACUCUUCAAGAUCCGCCUGUGAAUAUGCUUCACAUGGAGCUUUUCUACCAUUUAUCUACCGACACAUUUCUGGUGUUUGACAGCAGGAAGAGUGCAGACCAGUUCUUUAGUAUUAUGCCGCACCUCUUACAAUCACCCUACAUGGUGAAUGAGCUGCUCGCCUUCAGUGCGUUACACCUCAGCACCAAGCAUCCGGAGCGACGGGAGUACUACCGGAAUCAUGCUGCUCAGCUCCAGACACAUGCGCUGGCAAUUUUCAAUGAAACAGAGUUGGAGGUGAAUCAAGAGACGUGUGUUCCCCUGUUCUUCUUCUCGGCUAUUCUUGGGCUUCACACGCUCUGCGAUGUACUCGUAUACAGGGAGAACGAUUUCGAGCAGGUUGUCGACAAGUUCGUGCAUUGUUUUCGACUCUACCGGGGUGUCAGAGCAAUCUGCGGAAAAGCCUGGGAUAUGCUACACCAAUCGGUCCUCAAGCCGAUGCUAGUGGAUGGUCAGUCCCUUUAUCGGUUCGACGGUCGACUGGGAGCGGGAUGCGAUAAGCUUCUUAACCUGGUUCGAGCGGCGAAGCUCGGAGCUACCUUGACAAAUAUCUACAAGCAAGCCAUAGAGUACCUACAGUCCUCGACGAAUGCGUUGAUGGCUGCUGGAUCUCUUGCCGGAAAUAUUCAUGGCACCACCGGAUGGCCUGUACUUGUUUCCCAGGAAUACAUUGACCUACUGAUGCAGCGGCGACCAGAGGCGCUUGUGAUCCUAGCUCAUUAUGCCAUUUUACUUCAUUCCUGCCGUGAUUCGUGGAUGUUCGGUGAUGGUGGCCAAUUUCUGAUCGAGUCUAUUCGUGAUUUCCUGGGCCUGGAUUGGGCUGAGUGGUUGGAAUGGCCGAUCAAAGCUCUGAAUAGCCCCAUCGAGCCCUUGCUACGUGAAUUCGGGUAA
Messenger RNA from Aspergillus thermomutatus, 1179 nucleotides. RefSeq lists its product as uncharacterized. The coding region runs from base 1 to 1179 and encodes 392 amino acids. The record is from RefSeq and is a predicted model, not a curated record. The transcript is spliced from 2 exons. Gene Ontology annotation, molecular function: zinc ion binding; DNA-binding transcription activator activity, RNA polymerase II-specific. Gene Ontology annotation, biological process: regulation of transcription by RNA polymerase II. NCBI's taxonomy places the organism in Eukaryota, Fungi, Ascomycota, Eurotiomycetes, Eurotiales, Aspergillaceae.